Messenger RNA from Pteronotus mesoamericanus, 3176 nucleotides. It is a transcript of the gene PRPF38A, whose product is annotated as pre-mRNA processing factor 38A. The record is from RefSeq and is a predicted model, not a curated record. Bases 210 to 1148 code for a protein of 312 amino acids. NCBI's taxonomy places the organism in Eukaryota, Metazoa, Chordata, Mammalia, Chiroptera, Mormoopidae. The transcript is spliced from 10 exons. Gene Ontology annotation, cellular component: precatalytic spliceosome.
GAUUCUAUCGGCGCACCCGUUUGCGGAAGGAAGUUCCUCAAGCUGCAGCGUUUCCGAUUUCAAGAUGGUCGUCUGAGCUAUUUAAGUGAGACUUCCUCCACAUUUCUCCGUUUGUGUGUGUGCGUGUGUGUGUGUGUGUGUUUGUGUUUUUAAACCUGGAUAUGACGCACUAAAGGAUCCGACGGAAAUAGAACUGAAGGCGUUCUAAAAUGGCGAACCGUACGGUGAAGGAUGCGCACAGUAUCCACGGCACGAACCCUCAGUAUCUGGUGGAGAAGAUCAUUCGGACUCGAAUCUAUGAAUCCAAGUACUGGAAAGAGGAGUGUUUUGGACUGACGGCUGAACUUGUAGUCGAUAAAGCCAUGGAGUUAAGGUUUGUGGGUGGCGUCUAUGGUGGCAACAUAAAGCCAACACCCUUUCUGUGUUUGACCUUAAAGAUGCUUCAGAUUCAACCGGAGAAGGAUAUCAUUGUUGAGUUUAUAAAAAAUGAAGACUUCAAGUAUGUUCGUAUGUUGGGAGCACUUUACAUGAGGCUAACAGGCACUGCAAUUGAUUGCUACAAGUACUUGGAGCCUCUGUACAAUGACUAUAGGAAAAUUAAAAGCCAGAAUCGAAAUGGGGAGUUUGAACUGAUGCACGUAGAUGAGUUCAUUGAUGAACUACUACACAGUGAGAGAGUCUGUGAUAUCAUUUUGCCCCGCCUACAGAAACGCUACGUGCUAGAGGAAGCUGAGCAAUUGGAGCCUCGGGUUAGUGCUCUAGAAGAGGACAUGGAUGAUGUGGAGUCCAGUGAAGAGGAGGAAGAGGAAGAUGAGAAGUUGGAGAGAGUACCAUCACCUGAUCACCGCCGGAGAAGUUACCGAGACUUGGACAAGCCACGUCGCUCUCCCACACUGCGCUACAGGAGAAGCAGGAGCCGCUCUCCUAGAAGGCGGAGUCGGUCUCCCAAAAGGAGAAGCCCCUCCCCUCGCCGAGAAAGGCAUCGGAGCAAGAGUCCACGACGUCACCGCAGCAGGUCCCGAGACAGACGGCACAGAUCCCGCUCCAAGUCCCCAGGUCAUCACCGUAGUCACAGACAUAGGAGCCACUCAAAGUCUCCUGAAAGAUCUAAGAAAAGCCACAAGAAGAGUCGGAGAGGGAAUGAGUAAUGGAUUCAGUUUGGAUUUAGUCCAAAUGGCCUACUGCAGAUACGAAGGCAUCUCUCUAUGUAGAAGGAUUAAGAUCUACUUCUGGGGCAGCUAUGAGAAUAUUUUUAGUUGUUUUUUUUUUUUAACACCAAAAAGUUUCUCCACCUUUUUUUUUUUUUUAAUGAAAGAGGUGCUGAGUUUUAUAUCUUUUUUUGAAUACUAUUCCAUGUAUGAGGGAUAAUGCUCCCCAAGGGCUGCUUUUGACCCCUUUGUACAACCAACAUUGAGGAUUUGAGGAUGUAACCCACCUAGUGAUCCUUUUUUUAUUAAAUUUAAAACACCCAUUUACCAUCUUUCUAUAGUUUAGUUUUUGGGUUGCUCCAUCACUGGAGCUGUUCUGAGAAUCCUAAGAUUUGUGCAACUACUAUUACAUUCAAAGAUCAAGUUAGUAAAACAUACUAGUGCCAAGUGUUUUCCCCAGCAGUGGCAAGUGAUAGUAAACAUGAAAACUGAUUAGCAGCAGCUUUGUAAGAAAAUAAUGUAAAUGUAACGCUUCUUAUGGCUUGUUUUUAACCCAGCUGCAUCAAACAGUUCAACAAAAAGUAAAAUUUAACCCCUUUUUACAGGAUUCUUAGAGUGUUGUUUCUUCUACACAAGCCUUGAAUUACAGAUUGAGAUGUUUAGCCUUUAUUCUACGAGAACUGGCAUUCCAAUCUAGCCAAUAGCAGUAGACAAGAUUGAAAAGGUUUGAUGAAGAGAAAUUAGCACCACUCAGGGUUCUGACCUGAAUUGUUGGAAAAUAGUGCUAUUCACAAAGCCAGAAAAUAUAGCUGAGAGAGACCAGGUUUUACCGGGGCAGUUAGUGAGAGUUGUGGUAGUGAGAAUGAUGCAUUCAGUUUAACUUAAAAGUUUAAUUUGAGACAGCUAUGGUGUAUCUAGACAAACCCCAGACAGUUGGAAAUACGGACUGGAGUUGAGCAUAGUGAUCUAGCCAUGAACUGACAAUGUUUAGGUAAUUAUGGAUGUGUAGAAUUAGACAUUGCCCAGGGAUUGUGUGUAUACGUAGGGAAAAACAACAAUCACAGGCAAGAGCAACACUGGUGAGAAGAAGAAGUGCAAUCACGAUUAAAAACUGAAAUGAACCAUUCAGAAAGAAUUAGAAGAGGUCUAAGGAUGCAGGAGGAAAGUAAGGACUCAAAAAUAUUCGUGAGCAUUAAUAAUCAAGAGGGUAUCACAAUCUUUGCUAGAAAAGACUUACCUUCCUCCUUUAAAAAUGGAAAACUGAUUGAAUGGCUUCCUGCAGCUCUGGUCCCAGCAAGAAUUCUGAAUACCAACUGCCUCAACAUAGGAUGGAUCCAGUUUCCUGGGAAGCCGUAUCUGGUCACAGAAUUCAUAUUCUAUUGCUUGUUUGAAUGGAAGGAUUUUUGCAGCAAUUUUAAGUUAUAUAGGUAUAAUGCUUGUGAUUUCAGAUUCUCCAGUGACGACUCUUGGUGACACUGGCUAAUAAAAGUCCACCAGAGCUAUUAUGGUUUAUCAUACAACUAUAUGUGAUUGCCUUUAAAAAUUAAAAUAAGCACCUCUAUUUGCAUUUGUUAUAGAGUCUCAGCAGUUAUUACCAGUGAUUUAGGUAGAAAGAAAUGUCUUUUGGCUUCAUAACCUAUGGACCAACCAAGUCAUCAUCUAGUAUAUUGUUAAAGUAUUUAUAAAGUUCACUUUAAAAUGAAAACUUUUAAAUGUCUGUCUUAAAAAACCCGAACAAUUUUUAGUAACAGAAGCAAACCUACACAAACGAACUGUCAAGUGAAAGCAUAUUUAUUAGGCAUAUCAUAAAAUCUGGACUAAAAUGGGGCACCACAGCCAACCUAACCCAUAGCAGGAAGCAGCUUGUCCCUCUCUUGUUAGUACAAAGAAAAUAGUGGGAUGUGAUGAACAUCUAUCUGGAGGUUCUGAUAAAUUAGAUUUGCAGAAGAGAUGGAGCUUAAGGGCCAUUUCUGUCAUUUGCUGACCAGCCUAGUAAAUGAGGCGCUGGAACUGUAACUUUAUAACUGA